ACUAUUGGACUCUUUGGUAAUUAUUUUACAGUAGUUUUCUUCGCUUAACUCAAAAUGACUUGAAUCGGAAGUACAAUUACUAUGCUUCUGUGUAAUUGGUAAUUCAAUAAUGUAACGUGACAUGGAUUGUUGGAUCUGUCCAACGGUGUUGCUUGUGUGCGUGUGCAAAGUGUAGUAUAUUCAAUGGUCGCCGUUUGCUAGUUCUUUUUUUACAAUUUAGUUUUGAAACGUUUUCGUGGACGCUGGAUACGCACAGUGUGCACUCCUUCUGGCGUGGAUCCGUCGGAAGUAAAGCGGUCGGUGAUCAAAGCCAAGUUCUCUUUCCUUUCGGGACAAACUAGUUAACCGGAGAAAAGAUGAAUUUGUUAGAAUAAAAAACCCAACUCUAGAGUCAAGAGGGAAGUAGGUAGGAGACCCCGACGUCCCAUAAAAAAGCCGCCUUACAGACGGGGGAAGGCUAGCGCCAGAAAUAUCGUAAUACUUUCUGCUAAAAGCCACGGGGCUACUUUACUUCCCUCUGUGUAAGCUCUCACCCUUCCUGCCCAGUGACCAUCAGCUGCAGUGCGGUAGAACGCGUCUCUAAUCUGGCCAAGUGCUGCACAUCGGAAACUAGCACAUAAACGAGACGAAAAGGCAUCGUCACGGCAGGGCUUUUUAAAAGAUACUGAAUCUAGAAGGUCACCGUUCUCCACACGUACGAUCGCCACAGCAUAGUGAAACCCUAGCAACCAACCACGGCCACCGCCAGCCUAGUUGAAAGCGAUGGAUUGUCCGCACAUUGUCGACAAUGUAGCCCUCGGAAAGGACUCAAUAAAGGCCGCGAAGAGCAGCACCACUAGCAUCGUUUCCGCGGCCGGACGACCUUCUUCACCUGUAAUCUGCCUACCGACAGCCGCUGGCAUCGUUCCUCCUGCUGCGGACAAACCGCCCGUCGAUGCGGUUGUUUCCCCAGCACCCUCAGCAGCAGCAGUUACUCAUGUGGCUGUGUGUACUGCGUCAUCAUCGCCAACAGUACCGUCGAGACACUGGAAAUGUGCAGAAUGUUCUAUCAGCAAAGACAACUGGAUGUGUUUGCAGUGUGGCGUAGUCCUGUGCGGCCGAUACGAUAAUGGUCAUGCACUAAAGCAUUCAAAUACGAAUCAGAACCACAACAUUUGCAUGAACACCUCGAAUCAAUCAGUAUACUGUUACAAAUGUGAUGAAUUCGUGAUAAACGAUACCAUCGAGAAUGUCUUGGAAGAAAUACGGCAAGAGUUAAAAGAGGGAAAUGGCGAUCAGCUGGACACAAUAUCGGAAACAUCCUCCACGCUGGAAGAAAUAAGCUCUUCGAAGUCGAUACAGGAAACGGCCAGUACGUCCUCGUCCAGCGAUUCUGGUUGGGAGGAACCAGCCCCCAUCCCCUCACUCCCAAUUCCGGCGCCAGCAGCUGUCUCCUCGGUCACAGUGAGUGCACGGAAGUUGCGCCCCCGCAAGCGUACGAUAUCGAGCGACAGUAACAAUGAAAACGGAGCAUCAACUGCAAAACGGAAGUCAAUGCGGCGGGUCGUGGGACUGCGCAAUCUUGGCAACACCUGCUUCAUGAACUCAGUAUUACAAUCGUUGAGCAAUAUUCAGGAGUUUAGCUGUUACUUCAACACGAUGCCCGCGCUGGAAACGAAACACAAACAAAAGGCGUACCAUUCGCGCAGCAUGAAAGAAACACUGGACGAUGUGUUCGUGGUGGAGGAACUACGCAAAGUCCUGCUGAAUCUUAGUCAAGGUGGCGACGGUUCGAAGGGUGCCAUCUCACCCGAAUGUUUGUUCCUCGUCAUCUGGAAGGUGGUUCCGCAGUUUCGCGGUCAUCGCCAACACGAUGCCCACGAGUUUCUGCGCUAUAUGCUCGACCGCUUGCAUACGGAGCUGCAGCAGGUUUCCUUGCCCAUGGAUCUCGGAGGUCAGAAGCCGGGCGAAAGCAAAAACCCCUAUAAUGUGUCCGGUUUGAGUCAUCUGCAGGCCAAAGGUCGCCAUUCGAUCGUCACGAACGUGUUCGGCGGUGUUCUGCAGAGCGAAGUGCGCUGCCUGAUCUGUGGUAUGGAGAGCAAAAAACACGACCCAUUCCUCGAUCUGUCGCUGGACAUUCCUGAGAAGUACUACAGUAAAGAUCAUUCGGCGGAAAGCGGCAAUGGAGGGGAUGCGGCAAACAGUACCGGAAGUUCACCGGUAUGCCACAUUUCCGAUUGUCUGCAAAGUUUUACAGAGGUGGAAGAGUUGGCAGAGACGGAGCUGUACUAUUGUAAUUCCUGCAAGUGUAAGCAAAAAUCAACGAAGCGGUUCUGGAUUCGCCGGUUACCAAAUGUCUUGUGCUUGCAUAUAAAACGAUUCAGAUGGAACAACUUUUACAGAACGAAAAUUGAUCUGAGAAUAGCGUUUCCCAUCAACGCUUUGGACAUGUCACAGUUUGUUCUCAACAAUGGGCCAGAAACCCGGCGAUCAAAUUCCAGUUGCAAUAUUUAUGAUCUAGCUGCUGUUAUCGUUCAUCAUGGUAAUGGAUCUAGUUGCGGUCACUACACAUCGUUCGCUAUCAACAAUGGUGUCUGGAUGCACUUCAACGACCACACUGUCAAGGAGGUGAGCAGUUCCGCCGUGGCUGAAUGUAAGCCGUACAUUCUUUUCUAUAUCAAGCGGGAUCCAACGAAUGCCAAUCGACCGUCGACCACACUCACCACCACCGCCACCGCCGUCGCCAAUACAUCCGGCGGAUCAGCGACCGCCAAUCAGUCAUCCUGAGAUUAAGUUGUUUCAUUUUGUAAAGACUGACUUAUCGAUCCGUAACUUUAACUUCCGACUGAUCCUAGAGCGUUCUGAAAUUCAAUGCAAGGGGACAAAAGAACAAACAAAAAAAGAUAUAUAUCUAUAUAUAUAUAAGAAAAAGAUGGUCUGCGAGAUAAUGUGGUCCAUGAAUGCAUUUUGGGUAUGGAUAAAUGACGAUGUUCGAUGUCAUUUUAGGUUGACUAAACCGAUUGCAUGCGCAAACGGGUGGAAGAAGCGGAAGGCUGUUCUCGAAGGCAGUCCUAGACAGAACAUUUUUUCGCAUGCAUCUUUGGAACGUGCAUCAUUGGAACGGAAUUUGUUUCCAUUCUGUUUGUGAAACAAAGUUUCUACAAGAAAUCAAGAUUAUUAUCCUUGGCGUACUGGGAGUUUGAGUGUGCAUACCUCGACGAUGUUCUUCUAGUAGGCUGUAAUGAAAUUAAGUAGAAAAGUAGGACAAAACAAGCAAACAAAAAUAUGUUGGAGAGAAAAAUGGAGAACUGUACAGUAUACUAUAGGGAUAUAUAUAUAUAUAUAUAUAUAUAUAUAGAUAUAAAUAUAGAAACUAGUAUAUUAAUAUGAGCACCACUUCACAAGGUUAGAUGAAUAUUAUAAAUUUAAUCUAUACCUUCUCCUUAUACCCUUUGUUUGUAACUGAAACUGAACGAAAAAAAAAUAGAUAGAUCCACCCAAGCCCAGUGCCCAAUUUGCAGAGCUCCGCAUACAUUUUGUUGUGCCGAUGUUCCAUUAAUGACUACCGCAACGUAGUUCGAUAUGAAUUUGAGACUGUUAUGAAUUACUCGAUACACAUUUUCAAUCAUAACUUUCGAUAUUCGUUCACUCCAUGUGUGGUACCAUCAUAAACAGUUCUGCUGUAGCACUUUAAAACCAUCUGACCAGGCGAGUCAAUAGAAGCACGGAAGAAAAAUUAAGCCAUCCGUACACUUUCUUCAUUGGGCAAGAAAACUGAUUUAAUAUGUGAUAAAAAAGAUGCAUUUUAGUUCUCAUAAAGGAGAGUGUAUGUGGAUCUUUCGUGCAACUUUCGUGCAUGUUUCGUGUUUGCCCGCGCGUGUGUGUGAGUGUGUGCGUGUGUGUGUAUGUACUUUCUAUUUGUUUGAGCUGGUACAGACAUAAUUUGGGAGAACCAAUUUGAUCAAAUCGCUAAAAAUCAUCCUGUCGCCAGUCCGUAUGGCGUAUGGAUAAGCAAACAGUAAUUCGAAGCUUGUAACCAUGUAAGAAUUUGUGAGAUGCUUUUUUAUUGAACGAUACACUGAUAGUAUAUAUUGCCCUUAAGCUUAAGAGAAUCAUAAGUAUAGUUUUGAAAUGAAUACUUUUUAAGAACAUUCUCAAAGAGGCCGCUGAGUUUUGUGAUGAUUUUUUUCGGUUCGAUAUGUUUUGUGAAUUGUAGUUUUAAAGUUUCGUUUCUUUCUACUAACGAGGCCAGGUUACAAGCAAAAUGCUGGUAUGGUUUCUUCAUUUUUCUUAAUGCUCUGCCUUGUGUUAGUUUCAUUACGUUGUAACAACACUUAUCCAACACGUGCAAACCUAAUUGCCGGGUUGAACGUCACCUACAAAAAAAACCAAAACAAAAUAAUACCCCCAAUCUCUUGAAAAUUUUCAAAUUAAGUCACGCAAACAAAUAACAAACAGGCAAAUUUAUAUCAGAUUGCAAUAUAAUAGUAAAAAUACUCCCUUUUUAAAACACAAGAAAGGACAAAAAGCAUAAUCAUAACCAGCAAGGCGAGGUAAGCCUUUCCAUUUACGCGAGUGCAAGACGACGUUGUUGAACGUAAUGAAUCCGGCUUUAAAAACUCUUAUUUCGUGUGUCACACAGUAAAUAUGAUGGAAGAAAAGCAAUGUCCGAUCAACAAAACAAAACGUACUAUAAGAGUAUAAGCGAUAUUAGUUAACUAAAAGGAUACAAAAAUUAAACUUUUCAAUCAUACACUGUA
This is a messenger RNA of Anopheles coustani, 4739 nucleotides long. Its product is annotated as ubiquitin carboxyl-terminal hydrolase 3-like. The coding region runs from base 763 to 2766 and encodes 667 amino acids. The record is from RefSeq and is a predicted model, not a curated record. The transcript has 7 exons. Gene Ontology annotation, molecular function: zinc ion binding; cysteine-type deubiquitinase activity. Gene Ontology annotation, biological process: protein deubiquitination. Gene Ontology annotation, cellular component: cytoplasm. Lineage: Eukaryota; Metazoa; Arthropoda; Insecta; Diptera; Culicidae.